Molecule: messenger RNA, 243 nt
Organism: Guillardia theta CCMP2712
Lineage: Eukaryota; Cryptophyceae; Pyrenomonadales; Geminigeraceae
Exons: 1
Molecular function (GO): protein binding
Source: RefSeq, a predicted model, not a curated record
CGCCUCAAUGGCUAUCUGUCGCCCUAUCUUGGGAAUCUGACGGAGCUGAGGCUGGCGUAUCUUCAUGUGAAUGAGUUCUCUGGAGAGAUUCCCCGAGAGAUGGCGAGGCUGCAGAAGCUGCAGAGGCUGGUGCUUCGUGACAACCAGCUGACGGGUCCUCUGCCGGCCGAGCUGGGCUCCAUGCUCGCGCUGAAAGAUCUCAACGUCGAGGUGAACAAGUUUGAAGGAGCGAUACCGCUGGAA